Messenger RNA from Schistocerca gregaria, 2885 nucleotides. RefSeq names its product nuclear pore complex protein Nup93-like. The record is from RefSeq and is a predicted model, not a curated record. Gene Ontology annotation, cellular component: nuclear pore. NCBI's taxonomy places the organism in Eukaryota, Metazoa, Arthropoda, Insecta, Orthoptera, Acrididae. Bases 257 to 2746 code for a protein of 829 amino acids. Gene Ontology annotation, biological process: protein import into nucleus; poly(A)+ mRNA export from nucleus. Gene Ontology annotation, molecular function: structural constituent of nuclear pore. The transcript is spliced from 3 exons.
UAGAACUCGUUUUCGGGAGCUCAUUUUAAGGGAAAACGAGAGUACAAAUGAAUUUAAUAGAUAGAAAAAAAUGGGUCUGAAAUUUUUGUGUGUAUGAGGGGGAUACAGACCCUGUAUGUGUGUGUGGAUAUCGCUAUAACAGCAGUUUUUUUUGAAGGGUCGGCGGCGCAGUGCGGUCGCGUGCGUGGUGAUUGGAAAAAGCAUUUCGGCGAGAAGGCAGACAGGAUUAUUUGGCGUUGAGGUCGUCGAUGGCGAGAUGGGCAAGUCAGCGGGGCUUGAGAAGCUUGUUCAGAGGUCACAAAAAUUGAAUCAGAUAGUGGAUAAUCCUAGUGUAUCUCAUAUAUUACGGAACACGCGCCAGCUUCACGAUGACUCCGUUCUUUUGGCGAGGAGGCACUCGAUUGACGAGCAGACCAAGAACAAGGCCCAAUAUCUGCUCAUGAAGAGAGGAUAUGAUUUGGAGAGGUCGCAGAGGGAUUUGAACGCAAUCGACAUUAGGUCGACGCUUGAGUCGGUGGAAACGUGUUAUGAGACGGACUUGGAGGGCUAUUUGCAACACGAGCACGAGGCGCUUUUGUUGACGGCGAUCGAGGAGGCGAAGAAGGAGACGGUUGAAUAUUUUUCCACGAAUUUUAGCGCGUACAUGAACGGGGAGUGGGAGGAGACCAAGAAGGAGUUGAUUGAGUUUUUCAACCAGAAGGAGAGCAUUUUGAGGGACGCGAAGCCGAGCAAGUUUGCCCCGGAUAGCGAGGCUCAGCUGUCUUCGUUAGCGAGUGGGUAUGCAACUGAAGACCGCGGAUAUGGUCAUUUCACGAGGAAGAUGUACGAAUAUUCUCGCGUGGUGUACCAGCUGAAUGAGAGUCGUUUACAGAAGAGGCAGUUUGACUUGGUGUCUCAGUUCUACAACACUGCGCUGUCUGUGGACGAGGGGAACAAAUACCAGCUGAAGGACUUGUUGAAUUGUUGGAGGCUGAUUCAGAAAAUUUUGCACGAGGAGGAUCCUGCGACCAGAGAGCUCAUGACGGACUUGGGGGCCAAGCCUGAAGACGUCUCUGACUUGCAUCGGCGUUGGCUGAAUGGAGCGCGCGAGUUUUUGGAAGAGCAGCAUUGGAAUUGGGUUCAGUCGUGCGUUAGUCAGAAUUUGCAGAUUGCUCGAAUGGGCACAAAGCCGACGACCGAAGAGUACGUGAAGGCCUUCAUAAACGUCCUGAACAUAGAGUUUCCGGAACACUACGAGAAGACAGGGGAAGGACAGCCUUUAUGGGUGGUGAUUUACUACACGAUUCGAAGCGGGGACCUGUCAAUGGCCUACGAGAUCGCGUCGAGGAACGCAAGUUCUUCUGGCACUUUUUUGCAUUAUUUGAAGAAUUACAUGGACAAUGGGGAUCAGAGAUGCGUCUGCGAAGAUCUCCGAGCGCAGGUUUUGGCCGACUAUCUCAAACUGCUUCGACAGAGCAAGGAUCCAUACAAGCAUGUCGUUUAUAACCUGCUCGGGAGAUGCGAUCCCCACCGGUCUCAUGAAGACCUUUAUCGGUGCAACAUGGAGGACUAUAUGUGGAUCAAGCUGAACAUGGUUUCUUUCGACGUUCAGGAACAUGGCACAAUGAAUUCUGGAAGUCAGCUCACACUGAAGCAGCUUCAGUCGAAACUAAGAGAAUGCGGACCAGAUCGCUUCAAAAAUCCGAUUUUGUAUUUUCAGGUUUUGCUUGCAUCUUUGCAGUUUGAAAGGGCGAUUUGGUACUUGAAAUCUACCGAGCUCUACCCGAUUGAAGCAUUCCAUUUCGCCCUCGCCCUGUACUAUUACAGCGCACUCAGGUGUCCCUCGUCUCCUUUCGUGGCGCCGCUGUUCGGCGAGGAAAAUGGGUUCGUGUACUUCAACUUCGUCCGCAGACUUCACCAAUACAUCGGUCAGUUCGUACACUCGAACAUCCUGAUGGCGCUCCACUAUCUCUGCCUCAUCAAGGGCAAGCACAUCCAAAAUAUAAGCAUCCGAAACUUGGUCAUCGAGACUCGAGAGUUUUCGGCACUUCUCGGGAGCUUUCAGCCCGACGGGAGCUUCAAACCCGGCUACCUGGAGAAGUUCGUCGAGCCAGACCAAUGGCGCGAAAUUGUCCAACUAGCGGCCGCCACCUCGGAAGAGGACGGAAAGUACGAAGACGCUAUCAAGCUGUUCGACCUGGCGCAGUGUCACGAAAAAUCGGUCGAAAUUAUCACCAAACAGCUCGCGUGUGUCAUGAUUGCCCAGAGCUCAGAGCGCGAUUCCCUAAUCGCGUUGGCCAACUCUCUGGCAAAGAAGUAUCAGGACGAGCACGCCACAGGGCAGAUAGAGCCUCGCAGACGCCACGCUUGGGACGCCGCCUUGCAUUCUUUCCUACUUUUGUUAGGGCUCUGUAAAUUUUUCGAUCUUUACAAAAAUGGGAACUACACUCAGGCGCUCGAAUCUAUGCAUCACCUGGGUUUGGUCGCCCAGAAUCACCACGAGUUGGAAGCAAAGUUGGAGGCAUUCAACAGGCUCGGCGACAAUGUGAAAAGAAACUUCGCCGAAAUCCUGCUAGCGAACAUGGAUUGCAUCUAUAGAACCUUCAUGCAAGUCAAAAGAGAAGGGCUCAACCCAGAAAGAGAGGCCUUCUUGCACUCUCUGAAGCUCGAGGCAAAAACACUCAUCACUUUCUCGGGCAUGAUUAGGUUCCGUAUACCAGGUGAUGUCAGCUCUAGAUUCAUUCGCAUGGAGGCAGAAAUGACCUGACCCGCAUGUGCAACGACGACACAGCUUUCCGGACCACCUGAGAAUGGAGGUGCACUUAUCGCUUGACAGCUCGGCGUUUGUAGUACUUUUUUUUUUUUUUUAGUUUUUUAUAAGUUAGUAGAGUAUCAGUCUCAUUGUA